AGCUCACAAAACUAAACAAACAAAAGAGCUUAGGCGGAGAAGAAGAGGGAACCAAACACCAAACAAACAACAAUGGCUGUCUCAACUAUCUACUCAACACAAGCUCUUAAUUCAACUCAUUUCUUAACCUCUUCUUCCUCCUCCAAACAAGUUUUCCUCUACCGUCGUCAACCACAAACCAACCGGAGAUUCAACACACUCAUCACUUGCGCACAAGAAACCAUCGUGAUCGGACUAGCUGCCGACUCUGGCUGCGGCAAAAGUACCUUUAUGCGGAGGCUCACCAGCGUCUUCGGUGGCGCUGCUAAGCCACCAAAAGGCGGGAACCCUGAUUCCAACACACUCAUCAGCGACACGACCACUGUGAUCUGUCUUGACGAUUACCAUUCCUUGGACAGGUACGGUCGCAAAGAGCAAAAAGUCACCGCUUUGGACCCACGAGCUAAUGACUUUGAUCUCAUGUAUGAGCAAGUCAAAGCUCUUAAGAGUGGUGUUGCCGUUGAGAAACCGAUAUAUAACCAUGUCACUGGACUUCUUGACCCGCCUGAGCUUAUUCAGCCUCCUAAGAUUCUUGUCAUCGAAGGUCUUCACCCAAUGUUUGAUGAGAGAGUGAGAGACUUACUAGACUUCAGUAUCUACUUAGACAUUAGCAACGAAGUCAAAUUCGCAUGGAAAAUUCAGAGGGACAUGGCUGAAAGAGGUCACAGUUUGGAGAGCAUCAAAGCGAGUAUCGAAGCCCGAAAGCCCGACUUCGAUGCAUUCAUCGACCCGCAAAAGCAGUAUGCGGAUGCGGUCAUUGAAGUGCUUCCUACGACGCUGAUCCCAGAUGACAACGAAGGGAAAGUGUUGAGAGUGAGACUGAUAAUGAAGGAAGGAGUUAAGUACUUCAGCCCGGUUUAUCUGUUUGAUGAAGGUUCAACAAUCUCGUGGAUCCCUUGCGGCCGCAAACUCACUUGCUCGUACCCUGGCAUCAAGUUCAACUACGAACCUGAUUCAUACUUCGACCAUGAGGUAUCGGUUUUGGAGAUGGAUGGACAGUUUGAUAGACUGGACGAGCUGAUUUACGUGGAGAGUCACUUGAGCAACCUCUCGACCAAAUUCUACGGCGAAGUCACUCAACAAAUGCUCAAACAUGCUGACUUCCCGGGUAGCAACAACGGGACUGGUCUAUUCCAAACCAUUGUUGGAUUGAAGAUCAGAGACCUCUAUGAGCAGCUCAUUGCCAACAAAGCCACUGCUCGUGCAGAAGCUAAAGCCUAAAACAAACAAAGAGAAGCCAAAUAGAACGCGUCGAUAAAUCCAUCCGCAGUUUCUUCUUUUCUUAUUUCCUUCUUUCCUUAUGCAUUGUUUACCGCGGAUUUUCAUGGCGAAAAGGACGGUCUUGCUUGUUUUGUAAUUUGUGUGGAGAUAAAAAGAAAAAGCCUGUAAUGUAGAGAAGUGAAUAGAAGAGCAAUAACAGUUCAGUUUAUAG
This is a messenger RNA of Arabidopsis arenosa, 1471 nucleotides long. The record is from the annotation of a GenBank genome assembly. Lineage: Eukaryota; Viridiplantae; Streptophyta; Magnoliopsida; Brassicales; Brassicaceae.